Molecule: messenger RNA, 4963 nt
Organism: Catharus ustulatus (Swainson's thrush)
Lineage: Eukaryota; Metazoa; Chordata; Aves; Passeriformes; Turdidae
Gene: USP3
Product: ubiquitin specific peptidase 3
Exons: 15
Coding region: 63-1622 (519 amino acids)
Biological process (GO): protein deubiquitination
Cellular component (GO): cytoplasm
Molecular function (GO): cysteine-type deubiquitinase activity; zinc ion binding
Source: RefSeq, a predicted model, not a curated record
GCCGCCGCUGUAGCGCCGCGAGGAGCCGCCCGCCCGCCCCGCUCCGCUCCGCCGUGCCCGCCAUGGAGUGCCCGCACCUCGGCUCCAGCGUCUGCAUCGCGCCUGACUCGGCCAAGUUCCCACAGGGCUCGCCCUCCUCUUGGUGCUGCAGCGUGUGCCGGUCAAAUAAAAGUCCCUGGGUCUGUCUGACGUGUUCGAGUGUCCAUUGUGGAAGAUAUGUGAACGGCCAUGCAAAAAAGCAUUAUGAAGAUGCACAGAUUCCUAUGACCAAUAAGAAAACAGAAAAGCAAGAGAAAGUUCAGCAUACUGUGUGUAUGGAUUGCAGUAGUUACAGUACUUACUGUUAUCGCUGUGAUGAUUUUGUAGUCAAUGAUACCAAACUGGGCCUGGUACAGAAGGUCAGAGAGCACCUACAGAACUUGGAAAAUUCAGCCUUUACAUCAGACAGACAUAGGAAAAGAAAACUAUUGGAAAACUCGUCUCUGAACAGCAAGUUAUUGAAAGUAAAUGGGAGCACCACUGCCCUUUGUGCCACAGGCCUUCGGAACCUGGGGAACACUUGUUUCAUGAAUGCAAUCCUGCAGUCACUCAGUAAUAUUCAGCAGUUUUGCUGUUACUUCAAGGAAUUGCCUGCGGUGGAGCUGAGGAAUGGGAAGACAGCAGGGCGGCGAACUUACCAUACCAGGAGCCAGGGGGAUAACAAUGUUUCACUUGUGGAAGAAUUCAGGAAGACACUCUGUGCUUUGUGGCAAGGAAGCCAAACAGCAUUUAGUCCAGAAUCUUUAUUUUACGUUGUUUGGAAAAUAAUGCCAAAUUUUAGGGGAUACCAGCAACAGGAUGCCCACGAGUUUAUGCGUUACCUUUUGGACCAUCUACACCUGGAACUCCAGGGUGGCUUCAACGGUGUUUCACGUUCAGUAAUCUUGCAAGAAAAUUCCAACCUAUCUGCAAGCAACAAAUGUUGCAUAAAUGGAGCAUCUACUGUUGUCACUGCCAUUUUUGGAGGCAUUCUUCAAAAUGAAGUCAACUGCCUAAUAUGUGGGACUGAAUCUAGAAAGUUUGACCCAUUCCUAGACCUUUCGCUAGAUAUUCCAAGUCAGUUCAGAAAUAAACGUACUAAAAGCCAAGAGAGUGGACCAAUGUGCACGCUACGAGAUUGUCUUCGCAGUUUUACAGACCUGGAAGAACUUGAUGAGACAGAGCUGUACAUGUGUCACAAAUGCAAAAAGAAACAGAAGUCCACCAAAAAAUUCUGGAUUCAGAAACUACCAAAGGUGCUAUGCUUACACUUGAAACGCUUUCACUGGACAGCUUAUCUGAGAAACAAGGUUGAUACCUAUGUUGAGUUUCCCUUGCGAGGCCUAGACAUGAAAUGCUACUUGUUAGAGCCUGAGAACAGUGGCCCAGAGAGCUGCCUGUAUGACCUCGUGGCUGUGGUUGUGCAUCAUGGCUCAGGCGUUGGCUCUGGCCACUACACGGCGUACGCGGCGCACGAGGGCCGCUGGUUCCACUUCAACGACAGCACUGUGACCCUGACGGACGAGGAGACUGUGGGCAAGGCUAAGGCCUACAUCCUCUUCUACGUGGAGCGCCAAGCCAAGCCUGGAGCAGAGAAACUUUAAUACCUCCUUUGCAUUCUUACUUACCAAGUCCACCGGACAAACAUUUCCAUUUUUUCCAUAAAUACUUGAUCCAAGAUUUAUUAAUUUCAUUGUGCACUUUGCAAUUUCCUCUUGUGGGUUUUGUUUUGUUGUGUCAAUGGUAGCAUUUGACUUACUGAACUUGGACACAAACUAACUUUUUUUUAGUUAUACCAGAAAACCUCAGCAGAUUUUGAUUUGCUGCUUUAGUUGUGAUAACUCAGUUUUUAUAUAUAUAGUUUCAUUAAAUAGUUGACUUUUUUAUAUUAAUUUUUUCAGUUCUCACUUUCUAAAGGCACAUUUACAUCAAAGAAACUCUGUCCUCCUUACAAGCAAGAUAAAUGUGCUUUUGAUCAUGAAGAGCAAUACAACUUUGUGCUGUUCUCAGUCCUGUUACGUAGAAAUUAUUUAGUCUCUUUAUAUCAAGAAAUUGUUUGCACGUACUAUUUUCCCUCAUGCAAGAAACUUAAACAGUGACCUCUGACCAAUCAUCCUUUGUCUGCAGAAGAGAGGUGAUGUGGCAUCAUUAAAUAGACCAGGUAAUUGCUGCUAUAUUGGUGUGUAUUCAGGCUGGUGACUUUCAGGAUUCAUUGUAAAUAAACGGUUCAGUUCUAUCAAUACUGGAAUUUAAUUCAAGUUCUGCUCAGAUUUGCUCUGCCCCCUGCCCCCUUCAGAUUUAAAACAAUUAUCUUAUGGUUUUUUAACUGUACCUAAAUUGCAUUAGACAUCUCUUGGUUUAGACUGUCAUCCUAAAAUUUGAUCAGGAUCAUUUAUGUACUUGAAAGCUGGGGAGACUUGCUGGCAGUAGAAUCCUAAGUAGAACCCCUUAGUUCCUGGUGGGAGUUAGCCCCAGGGAUUGGGGUUUGUGAGAACAGGCUUAGGUCUAAAUGCAGCUCUCUUCCAUGGCUACAGUCCACUUGGAAGCAGUAGACGAUGUUGCAGGUGCUUUGCUAGAAUUGUUACCAGUUCAAAUGCAAACUCAAGAGGAUGCUCAGUGUCACACAGCAGAGCCCGCAGAGGAGAGGUGCCAAGCCAAGUGCUUGUGACUGGAGCAGACUCAGGGAGCCUGAACUCGGGGAGCUCCUGUGGCAUUUAUCACUGGUCCAGGGUGCAUUUUUCUUCAGUCUCUAGGUGAACACUGGGGCCAUGGUGCAGUUUCUAAAACCUGGCUACAUAAUGGAGAAAGACUAUGCUAAAAAAACCCAAACCAGUUUUAGCUCUACUGCUGAUGAGUGGAAGUCAGGUACUAUAAGGGGAAAGACAGACAGGAAAAUACAGCAAAAGCCAGGAAUCUGAUAGAAAACAUAAAUUGGAAAAAUACUGCAUUUCAGAUCUGUUCCCCCAGUCUGUCUUAGCUGGCUCUCCUGUGCCAAGCAAGGAGCUGGGCACGCCCCUGAAAGCUCAGUAAGAGGAGAAUACAGUUCAUGGAGAGUCCCACCACCAAAGCAGCAGCUCUUAGUUGUGUUAGCAGAAAAUGCAGUUGUGUGAAACACACAAGAACUCCAGCUGUGAUAAUGCCCCCAAAGGAAACGGGAGGGCUGGAGUGGAGCCCAGAGCAGCCAAAGGCACAGGGAGUGCACAGCAGGGCCGUGCCCUGGGCUCCUGCUGGCUGUACACAGGCCAAGGUAAGGACAAAUCACAGUCACAACUUUGGUACAGGGCCACUCUUCACAACUUUGUCACAGCAUCUUAAACCAGGAAAGGGAGAAGUUGGUUUAAUCUAAAAGUGCAGAAAUUGUUCAGCGUAACUAAUGGAUUUUGAAUAUGUACACAGGUUAAGACUACAAAGUUAUUAUUUGAUAUAGUGACAGUUACAAGGAUGUUGUCUUUUGCUUAAGUUGAAUAGUAAAUAGAACUUGUCAUUGCUUUAAACUGUAGAUGGUUUGUCACCUUCCCUUCCUUACAGGCAGAGCCUUUCUUCUAAUCAACGAGAAUAGGUUGCUGAUCCUUACACCAGCAGAAACCAGGGCAGGUAAAGCACUGUACCACAUUGCUGCCCUUCCUCACAGGGAGCAGCACGAGAUGCCACCUCUAGCUGUGUUUUCUCUGCAUGCUGCUUGUACUGGAUUGCCUUUGAGAAUGCCAAGCUUAAAAUAAACAACUCUCUCUGGGCCAGCAACAGUUUUAACUUACAGUAGUCAGAUGUAUGCUGUGUUCUUGCAAAACAGUGAUGUAAAUGUGCCUUUCUGCAUUUUUAGAAAUUCAAAUUUGUAAUCUUCAACAUUCACUUAUUUCAGUCAGCUUCUUGUCAGCAAUUGUUUGGGUCAGAGUUAUGUUCUCACUUGAGCAUUUUCUUUCAGUCCCUUUGCUGUGUCCCACACAGCUCCUGGGCAGUGGUGUCUCCAGCAGGGCCAUGUGGGGCUGCUGGGGAACGCGAUGCAAUCACAGCAGGCUGUCCUUGCAGCAGGUGCUGCUCAGGACUCAGCCAUAUGCUUUGCUGGAACAUUGUAAAUCCUUUCCUAAUUUAACUUUCUCCCACUGCAAACCCAGAUGGACAGUAUGAACAGUUUGUUGUGGCAACACAAGUAUUUCUCUUCCUGGUGGAGAACUUUGCUUAUCCACUGUAUUCUAUUCAGUGUGGUGUCAAAAAAAAAAAGUAACUGAGCACUGAACCAGUAACAUAUACUGCACCUGGCCUAAUACUACCUUUUUAACCUAGCUUGUAUAUCCUAUAUUUAUCUACUAGCUUGUGGGGGGGGGAAUAUCUCUUUCAUUUAAGCCAAAUGUUUCUUUUCUACUUACUGCUCAUCAUAGUACACACUAGUUGGCAAGAAUUUUUUUUCUUGCUUGAGACUGCUCUGCAAGCAGCAACUGCUCUCUACAGUUCAGAGACUUGCAUCUUUUUCACCAAAAUGUGUCCAAUCAAAGAUUGUCCUUUCAUUAGUGUUUGUUUAGCCACAUAUACAACUGGAGCCAAGAUUUAUGUCAAUCAAAACUGCAAAAUGUCCAGCUCCUUAAUGUCAGCAAGAGAGGGGAGUUUAAAAGUUUGAGACAGGCAGGGACAGUGGACUUGUAUCAAAAGCAGGAGGCCAUUUCUGAAGAUUUUACUAAAUCAUUGGGAAGUGUAACACGUGGUGUUCAGAGGUUCCCCCAGCAGUGUUUCAUUACUGAUGUGUCUGUGUCUUACUGAUGAGGUAAUGGGCACCCUGACAGCUGAUUCCAACGUGCUUUAGGAUAUUCUCAAGUACUGUAGUGCCAUAGCUGUAAUUGUUUACCAUUAAACUCUUGUGUGUAAUUUUCAGUGAGGAUUACUGACUGUGCUCAUCUUGUGUGUUUCUGGAGCAUUUCCAGGAUGAAUGUGAAUUAUAUUUCAUCACACAGUA